Ilex paraguariensis (yerba mate) is the source of this 177-nucleotide messenger RNA. Lineage: Eukaryota; Viridiplantae; Streptophyta; Magnoliopsida; Aquifoliales; Aquifoliaceae. The record is from the annotation of a GenBank genome assembly.
AUGGCAUCUGGCAAGAAGAAAAAAACCAAUAAGGAGUUGGAUGCUGCUGCCGCUAUAGAGGCUGCCACAAGGAAUGCUAGACUUGCUGCAGCAAAGAAGAAAGAGAAGAGCCAUUACAACCAGCAGCCUACGCGGCAGUUUUGCUCAUUGAAGAGUUCGAUAUCUAAUGGUUCAUGA